UUCUGAGGGCGGUGCGGGCGCAGGAAGCGAAGCGAGGCUGCCGAGAGCGAGCCGGGGGCUGCGGGGCUGCAGUGAGAUGAAGCAGCGGCUCAGGGAGCGAAGACUGGCAGUGUGGCGCGACGGGCCGGCCGGGGGCCGAGGCUGCUGCUCCGGAGGCUGCUGAGUCGCCGCGGCGGCCGGCGCGGAGAGCGACAGGCGAGAGCAGGAGAGGCAGCGGAGCGCUGGGAAGCCGGCGGGGCGGCGGGCGGCUCGAGUUGGCCUCCCCGGUCGGGAUCCCCCCGGUGGAACCAUGCGGGUGGUCAAGUGGCUGACGGGGCUGCUCUACCAGCUCUCGCUCUUCAUCACCAGGUCUUGGGAAGUUCACUUCCACCCCAGGCAGGAAGCCUUAGUGAGGACACUGGCCUCCUACGAAGUGGUGACCCCCGCGCGGGUCAAUGAGUUCGGCGAAGUAUUCCCACAGAGCCACCACUUCAGCCGGAGGAAGCGCAGCUCGGAGACUCUGGAGCCCACACCGUUCAGAACCCACUACCGAAUCCGCGCCUACGGGCAGCUCUUCCAGCUGAACCUGAGCGCCGACGCGGCCUUCCUGGCUGCGGGAUACACCGAGGUGCACUUAGGGACUGCUGCGCACCCGGCGGAGGAGCGCAGCGCGGCGCCCCCAGACCUACGCCACUGCUUCUACCGCGGCCAGGUCAAUGCUCGCGAGGAUCAUACAGCGGUCUUCAGCCUCUGUGGAGGCUUGAUGGGAACAUUUAAAGCACAUGAUGGUGAAUAUUUCUUAGAACCUAUAAUGAAGGCAGAUGGGAGUGAACAUGAAGAUGAUCAUAACAAGCCACAUCUUAUAUACAGACAGGAAUUAAAGAGGAACUAUUUUCUGCAGUCUCACAAGCCUUGUGAUGUUUCAGAAAGUGAAAUAAAGAAAACUACUUUAUCCUUUCAUAACUACAGCGACGUGAAUGAAAAUCUCAAUAUAAAGGAGGAAAGAGUUUUAGGAUACACUUCAAAAAAUAUAUCGUUGGAAGAUGAAAGAAGUCAAUUGCAUUCCAGGAAAAAACGUUUUUUAUCAUAUCCAAGAUACGUGGAAGUUAUGGUUACAGCUGACUCUAAAAUGGUUCAUCAUCAUGGACAUAACUUGCAGCACUACGUACUAACUCUGAUGUCAAUUGUUGCAGCAAUCUACAAGGACUCAAGUAUUGGAAAUCUUAUAAACAUAGUAAUUGUAAAAUUAGUUAUAAUUCAUGAUGAGCAGGAAGGACCAGUCAUCAGUUUUAAUGCAGCUACCACGUUACGCAACUUCUGUUUAUGGCAACAAACUCAGAAUGUUCUUGACGAUGCCCACCCAUCCCAUCAUGAUACUGCUGUUCUUAUCACAAGGGAAGACAUUUGUGGAGCUAGAGAGAAAUGUGACACAUUAGGUUUAGCAGAAUUAGGUACCCUGUGUGAUCCUUUACGGAGCUGCUCUAUUAGUGAAGAAAAUGGACUCAGUGCUGCCUUUACUAUAGCCCAUGAGCUUGGUCAUGUAUUUAAUGUUCCACACGAUGAUAGUUUUAAAUGUAAGGAAACUGGAAUUAAACAUCAGUAUCAUGUCAUGGCUCCAACUUUAAAUUACCACACAAGUCCUUGGACCUGGUCAAAAUGUAGUCAGAAAUAUAUCACUGAAUUCCUGGAUACCGGUCAUGGGGAAUGCCUCCUUGACAAACCAAAUGGAAGAAUAUACGAUCUAUCUUCACAGCUUCCUGGAUUAAUGUAUGAUGUAAACAAGCAAUGUGAGCUUAUGUUUGGUCCUGGAUCACAAGUGUGUCCCUAUUUAAAACAAUGCAGGCGUCUCUGGUGUACCAGUGCAGAAGGAGUUCACAAGGGCUGUCGCACUCAACACAUGCCACUGGCAGAUGGAACAAACUGUGGUCCUGGGAUGCAUUGCCACCAUGGGCUAUGUGUAAAUAAAGAAAUGGAAACACGUCCUGUAGAUGGCGAUUGGGGACCAUGGGGACCUUACAGUUCUUGUUCAAGAACAUGUGGAGGUGGAAUCAAAAGCACAAGCAGGCUCUGUAAUCGCCCCGAGCCAAGAAACGGAGGCAAGUACUGUGUGGGCCGCAGGAUGAAAUUUCGAUCAUGUAACACUGAUUCAUGUCCAAAAGGCAAGCAAGACUUCCGUGAGAAGCAGUGCUCUGAUUUUGAUGGUAAACAUUUCAACAUCAAUGGUCUCUCCCCUAACGUGAGGUGGCUUCCAAAGUACAGUGGGAUUGCUGUAAAAGAUCGUUGUAAACUCUAUUGUCGGGUGGCUGGAACCACUAGCUUCUACCAACUGAAGGACAGGGUUGCUGAUGGUACUCCUUGUGGAACUGAAACAAAUGACAUCUGUGUUCAAGGCCUGUGUCGGCAAGCUGGCUGUGAUCACGUGUUAAACUCCAAGGCCAGGAGAGACAAAUGUGGUGUGUGUGGUGGGGAUAACUCCUCCUGCAGAACAAUGGCAGGUGUCUUCAACAGCGCACAUUAUGGUUAUAAUGUCGUUGUAAAGAUUCCCCCAGGAGCAACAAACAUUGAUAUUCUUCAGCACAGCUAUUCUGGAAAACCAGAAGAUGACAAUUACCUGGCAUUAUCGGACACGCAAGGGAAUUUUCUUUUGAAUGGGAAUUUUGUUGUAAGUAUGUCCAAAAGGGAAAUCAACGUACAAGGAGCUAUUUUUGAAUACAGUGGUUCAAACAACUCAAUUGAAAGGAUUAAUAGUACUGAUCGACUGGAAGAAGAACUUGUUUUGCAGGUUUUGUGCGUGGGUAAUCUAUACAACCCUGAUGUACGUUAUUCCUUCAAUAUCCCCGUGGAAGAGAAGAGUGAUCUAUUCACAUGGGACCCAUAUGGACCAUGGCAAGACUGUACAAAAAUGUGUCAAGGUCUUCAUAAAAGAAAAAUUACUUGUGUACGUAAGAGUGAUCAUAUGGUCGUGUCUGAUCAAAGCUGUGACCACUUACCACUUCCAUUGCUGGUGACUGAAAGGUGCAAUACAGACUGUGAACUCAGGUGGCACAUCACUGGCAAAAGUGAAUGUUCAGCCCUUUGCGGUCAAGGAUACAAGUCGCUGGACGUCCAUUGUAUGAAGUAUUCCAUUCAUAAAGGACAGACUGUUCCAGUAGUUGACCACCACUGCAGUGACCAACUUAAGCCUCCAACCCGAGAACCCUGCCAUGGUGAUUGUGUCUUAACCAGGUGGCAUUAUUUAGAAUGGUCUCAGUGUUCCAGGAGUUGUGGAGGAGGGGAGAGGUCUCGAGACUCUUACUGUAUAAAUAACUUUGGCCACCGUCUUGCUGACAGAGAAUGCCAGGAACUUCCCCGAGUGACAGUAGAGAAUUGCAAUGAAUUUUCCUGUCCCAGUUGGGCCACUAGUGAGUGGAGUGAGUGUCUGGUUACCUGUGGAAAAGGAACAAACCAGCGGCAGGUGUGGUGUCAACUGAAUGAAGAUCACUUGAGUGAUGGCUUCUGUGACCCAAGCACCAAGCCUGAGUCUCAAAGACCGUGUGAGCUUCAUGCGUGCACUUCCUGGCAAGUAGGACCUUGGGGUUCUUGCACAGCCACGUGUGGACAGGGGUACCAGAUGCGUGCUGUGAAAUGCGUCAACGAGCUGUUCAGUGCAGUGCUAGAUGACAGACUGUGCCAUGGAGCUAGUCGCCCAAGUGAAAGGCAGGAUUGUAUUGUUACACCUUGCCCAGUUAUCCCUAAAAUUGGGGCCACUUCCUUGCCAGCUGUUCCCGUGAGAAAGAUAACACAAUGGCGAUAUGGUUCUUGGACCCCAUGCUCUGUGUCUUGUGGAAGAGGAAAUCAAGCCCGCUAUGUAAGUUGUCGUGAUGCUCAUGAUGGAAUAGCAGAUGAAUCAUUUUGUGCCCACUUACCCCGACCAGCUGAAAUAGCUGUCUGUUUUAGCCCUUGUGGAGAGUGGCAAACAGGGAAUUGGUCACCUUGUUCAGCUUCCUGUGGCCGUGGAAAAAUGACUCGACAAGUUUUAUGCAUCAACUAUCAUCAGCCAGUUAAUGAGAAUUACUGUGACCCUGAAGUCCGCCCUGUGAUAGAACAAGAAUGUAAUCUGGCAGCCUGCCCUCCCACGUACAGCCACUUUCCGAGUUCCUCUGAGCAGCCAAGCCAUUUUCCAGGCAGGAAUUUUCCAUUAACUCACAAACCAGAAGAUAAUCAAAAUCAGGGGGUCCAUCCAUCAAUCAGAGAAAACCAGUGGCGAACAGGACCAUGGGGAUCAUGCUCUAGCAGUUGUGCUGGAGGUGUUCAACGUAGAGUUGUGGUCUGCCAGGAUGAGAAUGGACAAAGUGCCAGUUACUGCGAUGCAGCGUCCAAACCCCCAGAGUCAAAGCACUGUGAUUCGGGACCUUGUCCACAGUGGAACUAUGGAAGCUGGGGAGAAUGUACACAAACGUGUGGAGGAGGAAUAAAAUCAAGAUUUGUAAUAUGUCAGUUUCCCAAUGGCCAACUGUCACAAGAGCAAAACUGUGAAAUGUUGAACAAGCCACCUAGUGUGGUACAGUGUCAUAUACAUGCUUGCCCUGAUGAUGUAUCAUGGCAUCGGGGACCAUGGAAAUCGUGCUCAGCUUCCUGUGGUAAAGGUUUAAAAUACCGUGAGGUGCUUUGCAUUGACCAAUUUCAUGGGAAAUUAGAAGAAAAAUAUUGCAGGCAUCUACAGAAACCUCGAACACAUAAAGCUUGUAGAUCUGUCCGAUGCCCUUCAUGGAAAGCCAACAGAUGGAAGGAGUGCUCUGUGACCUGCGGCUCCGGAGUUCAGCAACGGGAUGUGUACUGCAGACUGAGAGGAGUUGGUCGGGUGGCGGAGGAAAAGUGUGAUCCAUCCACGCGGCCUUAUUUUCAGAGAGAGUGUUGGCAUCGGAACUGCACACAGUACCACUGGGUGGCAGGAGAGUGGUUGGAUUGCUCAAUAUCAUGUAAGAAAAGAGAGACAUAUCGGCAAGUGAAGUGCAUGGAUGCACAAAACAUUGAAGUGAGUGAGAGUUUCUGUGACCUCGCAACCAGACCUCUCGCCAUCAAAAAGUGCAGAAACUCUCCCUGCAAGUAUAUCGUGGUAACAGGAGACUCAUCCCAGUGUGCAGGUAACUGUGGAUUUAGUUAUCGACAAAGGAUUACAUAUUGCGUUGGGGUCCAGUCUACGGAGAAACAUAAGCUUCAUGAGCUGUGGCCUAUAGACUAUCGAGUAUGCCCUGUGCUGCCUUCCCCUCAGGUUUACAAAUGCAAUUUUAGGACCUGUUUGCAUAUGGCCACUUGGAAAGUUGGAAAAUGGAGUGAGUGCUCUGUGACUUGUGGAGUUGGGAUGAUGGAGAGAAGAGUGGAAUGCAUGGCCGAUAAUGGUCUGUCCAGUGAUUUAUGUUUAAAGCAUUUAAAACCAGAUGCUCAAAAGAAAUGUUAUGUCAGUGACUGUAAAACAUUUACCAGCUGUAAAGAAAUACAAAUGAAAAACAACAUUACCAAGGAUGGUGACUAUUACCUUAACAUUAAAGGAAGAAUAACAAAGAUCUAUUGUGCUGGCAUGCACUUGCAGAACCCUAAGGAAUAUAUAUCACUGGUCAAAGGUGAAGAAGACAACUUUUCUGAAGUGUAUGGUUUUAGACUACGAAAUCCAUAUGAAUGUCCUUUUAAUGGAAGCAGGAGGCAAGACUGUGAAUGUAAAAAUGACUAUCUGGCUGCUGGACACACUGUUUUUAGCAAAAUAAGAAUUGAUCUUACUUCCAUGCAAAUUAAAACUACAGACCUUCUUUUUGCCCAGACAAUAUUUGGAAAUGCAGUUCCAUUUGCCACAGCUGGAGAUUGCUAUAGUGCUGCCAGAUGCCCACAGGGACAGUUCAGCAUUAAUUUGGCAGGAACUGGGAUGAAGAUAUCCAGUACAGCAAAGUGGCUGGCUCAGGGCAGUUAUGCCUCUGUGAUCAUUCACAGAUCACAGGAUGGAACCAAAGUCUAUGGCAGAUGUGGAGGAUUCUGUGGAAAGUGUAUUCCUCACAUGACUACUGGUCUCCCAAUUCAAGUAGUGUGAACAUUCAGAAGAAAAGUGUGUCCCAAAGAGAAGACAUUCUCUGGAACCUGCAAAUAGCUGGUGCUUGUUUUUUUAUUCCUUCCUGAGAUUUAUGUCUAAAAUAUUUGUGCCUUUUUUCUAGGAUGCUCAUGAGGAGUCAAUCACUGCUUAAUUUUUCAAGGCCUUUGAAAUAAACUCAAUGAUACAUGGCUCUAAUCAGGAUCCUUAAAAGGAUGAAAUAAUUUAUGGUAGGGCAUACAGGGAUGUUUGAAUUAUGCUAAGAUAAUACUGCUGUUAACAGAUUGCACUGGACCAGAAUUAUGUUAUGCCUGUAAACACACAUGUAAAUCUCUGCUCACAUCCUACUGUACAAUGAAAUGUUUAUUCUACUUGUUAAAGUGGAGCAAGUAAAAAUUAGGAAAAUGAACUUAAAUCAUAAACAUUAUUGAAUCUGUCAGGAGAAUAACAAAUCAAUGGUCACAUCAAAAAAGUACAUAGCCAUUAUACUUUCUACUGAUACAGCUUAGAUACCUUGUUUUAUGUUUCCUUUAAUUUUUAACUGUGCAUUAUGGUGCUUCAAAAAAAUCACCCUAAAAUAUAAUAUAGUUUUGUAAUUAAAGUAUAUAGUUGGGUUAAAUACUAAACAUAAAAUUUUGUGGGUAUAAUACAGAAUAAGAUAUGAUAUAGUAGAAUUUCACUUAAAAACACCUACCUCUAAUUUGAUUGUACUUAUAAGAGCAAUACAUUGUUUUUAAAAUGUUUAUAUUCUAUCAUGUCUUUAUAACUUAUAUGCCUAUAUGUCUACUCUUAAAAAUUUAUUUUCUCAAAGUUAUGUACUGUAUUUUAUUAAUCAAGUAGAAAAUUAAGAAUUAUUGACAUUUUGAAGAACCUGUUUUGGUAAACAUAAAAUUAUGUUUACAUAUGCAAAAUUUUUAUUAGAGAGUUCAAGUUAUUUUAUAUCUGAGGUCUCUCAAAUCCAGAACGUGAAAGAUAGUAUAAAAAUUAACUAUUCAUGAGUAAAUGCUCAGGUAUUAAGAGAUUUUUUUAGGUGAAUAAUUUGUGUAUUAUACAACCAUUUGAUUUUAAAAGAAUCAUAGAUAAUAUUUUUCUAUGAUAACCUCCUCUAUAAACCAAGGAAGCUGAAUCUAAUGAUAGAUUUUUGCCAGGAAAUAGUAGUGUAGUAAUUUUACCCACAAAGUUUUUCUUUUUCAAACUAUUAGGGGUAUACUGUACCAUAUAAGGUACUAAAGCAAUUUUGUACCAAUGUGGUUAAAUAAACAUUUAGGGAUCUCUGUAUCAGAAAAGAAGUAUUUUGCACUAUGUGCCUGAAACCAGUUACAAACAUUAUUACGAAAUGUAUAACAUGUUCUAGAAAUGUUUUUAUGCAUAAAUAAAAUCAUAUAAUUUAUAAACAUUUGAAUAAUAAAGAUAUUUGUGUGAUACAUUGGGACUUUGCUUUCAUUUUCCUUACAUGUAAAAAAAAGAAAAAAGAAUUCUUCACCAAAAGAAGUCUGUAACUGGAAAAUCUCUUCAGAAAUUCUAAAAUAUUUUACUCUAAUUGUUGCAAUUUCAAUGGAAAUAGCUCCUGCCUAGUGCACACCCUUAUGGAAAUAGGGGCAUGGGGCUGACAGAAAUUUGCAAUGACUUCUAUUUAUAGAAGGGGUACCAUGUAUGCUCAUAUUCAGUUGGCCAAAUUAAAUCACAUGACCAAAUCCUGGGCAAUGGGACAGGGAAAUAUACUUCCGCUACAGGGCACGAUGGCCAGAUGUAUGGAAAUGAGUGAGGACUCACAAUCUUCUCCCAAGAGAGGGAGAAGAUCCUUGGAAACAAUAAGAUUUUAUGUCCACCUGUCUUCAACUUCACCAGAAAUUGCCAGAGUACUACUUUCUAAAGGGAUGGAAUAAAUUUAAAUUACCACUGCCUCUGUAUACAAAUAUUAGAAUAUCUACAUUCUCAGUGACAUGUCAAUUUUUUCUGAUCUGAUGGGGUAGAGAGCAAUAUUCAACUGUUUGAAUUUAUAUUUUGUCUAACACAAUUGCACUCAUCUCACAUGAUAGGAAAGUAAUGCUCAAAAUUCUCCAAGCCAGGCUUCAACACUACGU
Molecule: messenger RNA, 8118 nt
Organism: Bubalus bubalis (water buffalo)
Lineage: Eukaryota; Metazoa; Chordata; Mammalia; Artiodactyla; Bovidae
Gene: ADAMTS20
Product: ADAM metallopeptidase with thrombospondin type 1 motif 20
Exons: 39
Coding region: 290-6037 (1915 amino acids)
Biological process (GO): extracellular matrix organization; proteolysis
Molecular function (GO): metalloendopeptidase activity; zinc ion binding
Source: RefSeq, a predicted model, not a curated record